AUGUGUGACAGGUCAAGCCAGUUGACUGCCACGCUCCUGACCUCCAUCUUGGCGGCUGUGUUUGGCUCACUCCAGAUUGGCUACCACACAGGCAAUGUCAACGCUCCCGCCAGGAUCAUCGAGGAGUUCUUCAAUGUAACCUGGAGGUCCAGACAUAACCAGUCGAUGCCCGAUCACAGUCUGACCUUCCUGUGGUCCCUCUCGGUCAGCAUCAAGGACUUCGGAGCCUUGCUUGGGUCCCUCGGGGUCAAAUGCCUGGCUGACUCCUACGGAAGGCGUAACUCCAUCCUGAUCGUCAAUGCCCUUUCUGUGGUGGGCGCCUGUCUGAUGUUCUCCUCCAAGGCCAGCGAGUCGUUCGAGGUCCUGAUCGUGGGCCGGCUGGUGUUCGGCCUGUUCUGUGGCCUGGUCAUGAGCCUCAACCCUCUCUACAUCCAGGAAGUGUCGCCCACUAACCUGAGAGGGGCGUUCGCCACCCUCAACCAGGUCUCCUUUGCCACAGGCAUCCUGCUCGGCAUGCUGGCGGGCCUUGAGACAGUGCUGGGAACCGAGGAGUCCUGGGCCAUGAUGCUGUCCCUGUCCCUCAUCCCUGCCCUGCUCCAGUACCUCAGCCUGCCCUUCUGCCCCGAGAGCCCCCGCUACCUGCUCAUCAACCGGGGGGAGGAGAGCCAGGCCGAGAACGCCUUGCUGAGGCUCAGAGGAAGGUCAGACAAGGUCUUCACAGAGCUGGAGGAGAUGAAGGAGGAGGCAGCUCGCACCCAGACAGGGGUGACCAUCAAGGAGUUCUUCAUGAAGCGGAGCUACAGACAGCCAAUCAUCAUCGUCCUCAUUGUCAACCUGGGUAGCCAGUUGUCAGGCUUCAAUGCGAUCAUCAACUACUCCACCAAGAUGUUUAACCAGUCCAGGAUGGAUGAGGCCAAGUACUUGACACUGGGGGUCGGGGCGGUCAACGUGACCUUCACCUUGGUGGCUUUCUUCCUGAUGGAGCGGGCGGGACGCAGGAAGCUGCUGCUGACUGGCUUCAUAUCUCUGGCAGCCUGCAACCUGCUCAUGACCAUCACAGACUCCCUGCUGUUUAUGGUCCCGGAGCUGUGCAGCCUGCAGGUCCUGGUGGUGUUCUUCCUGAUCUCGGCCUACGAGCUUGGCCCCGGGCCCAUCUCCUGGUUCAUAGCUGCCGAGCUGUUUGACCAACCAAGCAGGCCCAUCGCCAUGUCCUUCACCAGCAUGCUCAACUGGGGAGGGAAGUUUCUGCUAGCCCUGCUCUUCCCCCCACUGCUGAAAGUGUGUGGUGCCUACGUCUACCUCCUCUUCAUGACGGUGGCCAUCGUGGCGUUUACCUUCACGUGGCUACGCCUCCCAGAGACCAAGGGCCGCACCUUCGACGACAUCGCAGCCGAGUUCCGCGGGGCUGAGGGCAUCCCCCUGCACAACAAGACUGGCUUCAACACCUUCACCUGACCACCUCCAGAGACUGGCCCCCAUCCCACUAUCACCACCACCUGACCCAGCCUCCCUCCAGCCUGGCCCCCAUCCCACUAUCACCACCACCUGACCCAGCCUCCCUCCAGCCUGGCCCCCAUCCCACUAUCACCACCACCUGACCCAGCCUCCCUCCAGCCUGGCCCCCAUCCCACCACCACCACCACCUGACCCAGCCUCCCUCCAGCCUGGCUCCCAUCCUACUGUCACCAUCCUCCCCAGCCCACUCACCCUUCCAACCCAACAGCAGACUGGAGGUCUAGACUGGAGGACAAGCAUUCAUGCAGUCAAACAUGGACACCUCCGAUCUAUAUAUAUACAUAUACACACAGAGAUAGAUAUAUAGUUACUGUCUAGAUAUAGAUAUAUAUAUACAUGCUGUAUAUACAUAUACUUAUAAACGUAGAUCUAUUACACUAAAUACUAUGUGAUUCCUACUGAGGCAUUGUGUUUUUCUUUUCUCAGAGAACAGUACUUUAGCACAUAAAAGAUCGAUUUUUCUGUCCUCUGUCCCCUGAGCAGCAGCACUUGCAGACAUAGCUGCAUGUGGCACUCAGCCCAGGUUGACACCAGGUCUCUCCACCAGGUUUCUCCAAGUCACAACAGCUCUGGGAGAUCUGCCACCCCUGUGUGUACAUUGUAAGACAGGAAAUGGAGGCCUGCCAAGUGAUAAAUAAAUGCUGUAUCCGAUGUGUUCAGUUGUGGCUGGGAGGCAGU
This is a messenger RNA of Osmerus eperlanus (European smelt), 2193 nucleotides long. RefSeq names its product solute carrier family 2, facilitated glucose transporter member 1 (gene slc2a1c). Gene Ontology annotation, biological process: response to insulin; dehydroascorbic acid transport. NCBI's taxonomy places the organism in Eukaryota, Metazoa, Chordata, Actinopteri, Osmeriformes, Osmeridae. The transcript is spliced from 10 exons. The coding region runs from base 1 to 1455 and encodes 484 amino acids. Gene Ontology annotation, cellular component: apical plasma membrane; plasma membrane; basolateral plasma membrane. Gene Ontology annotation, molecular function: D-glucose transmembrane transporter activity. The record is from RefSeq and is a predicted model, not a curated record.